Ornithodoros turicata is the source of this 1287-nucleotide messenger RNA. RefSeq lists its product as uncharacterized. NCBI's taxonomy places the organism in Eukaryota, Metazoa, Arthropoda, Arachnida, Ixodida, Argasidae. The transcript has 3 exons. The record is from RefSeq and is a predicted model, not a curated record. The coding region runs from base 1 to 1287 and encodes 428 amino acids.
AUGUUGGCCUGCACUGCAAACAAGCUCGAAAAGAAUGCAGCUGAAGAAAAGACGCUUGGACGGUUGGCAAAAAGUCAGAUGAUAGUUGGCCAACGACUCUUUCGGCCAGCCAACGUUGGCGCAAUGUUGCAUAGUGAUAGGCAGAGCGAGGUUUGGCAAGCCGUCGGCCAGGCGGCAGAUCUGUACCAAGAAACGAGCUCGUUGGCCAAGCACUUGCCAAGCAGGGUGAGGUUGGCCAGCCAAGCUCUUGCCAAGCUUGGUCCAAUCUCGAGUGACCUGUGUCAAAGCUCAACUGUGGCUUGUGCUGACCAUGAGCUUGUUUCUGUGGGGGAACAAGACAAAGCAGGUCAGUUAGAAGUAGAAGCUAACCCAACCGGUGAGGACUUAAAUGCAGCAGAAAUACUUCUGAGUCUUGGUGAAGUGCCUACAAUGCUACCAGCUGCCAUCUGUACACAGGAGGCGGGAGUGCAAGUGAAAACAGGAGACUUCGCAGUUACUUUCUUGUCACUUAUAAAUGACAACAACAUCUCGUCUAUAACAGGACUACGUAGUGUUGCUCUACUCGACGAAUUAUCAAGGCUGCUCGAGAAGAAGAUGCAAAUGUCGUCAAGGGUCCUCACGUCAAAAAGCAAGGUCGUAAUGGCAAUGAUGAUCAUCAAGCAUGCACUAUCAUUGGAUUUUGUGUCCAACCUAUUUGGAUGUGCUCCACCCACUUGUGGUAAAGCUGUCAAGUACACAAUAAGUGGACUCGCAGCAAUUUUAGAAACAGCUAUCACUUGGCCUUCUAAAGAGGAGGUUUUAAUGAACCUUCCAAGCUGUUUCAAGCCAUUCUCAAAAUACAAGAGAGGACAGACACUCAAGCACCUGAUUGGUAUUUCACCGGCCGGCCUUAUUACAUAUGUCAGUAAAGGCUACGGAGGUAGAGCCUCUGAUAAGGCAGGUUUCGAACAGAGCCAGUUCGUCAAGAAGCUUUUACCUGGAAUCGACCACAUAAUGGUGGAUAAAGGCUUCCUAAUUGAAGAUACCUGUGAAAACCACCUGAUUAAUGUCAUCAGACCACCAUUCUUGAGACAGAAAAAACAGCUGUCUAAGCAAGAAGCACUUCAGACAAAGAAGAUAGCUGCAGCAAGAGUGCACUUGGAACGUGCAAUCCAACGAAUGAAGAUAUUUAAAAUGUUGAGGUACAAAGUUCCAUGGCAUAUGGUUCCCGUGGCAGACGAUAUUGUUAUCAUCACAGCAGCCCUGACAAAUCCGUCAAGGCCAGUCAUUGCAGACACACGAUUUUGA